AUGUUUACUACUUCCACUACCAAUCAUGUUUGCAAAAUUAUCUCAUUAACAACUGAACGUACACCGAUACGUCGUUGGCGGAUGAACGCACACAAACAGUUGCACAAUAUGUGCUACCCAAAUAAUCGCUGUGAUGAAGCGCAAAUUGCAGGAAAUGUCCAAUUAUUCAGCACAUUUUACAUCUUCGCUCUCCUUAAUGAUGGCGUACAUUUGAUGCAAAUGAAGAAAUGGAAGAGAACGAGUUUUGAAAUGGCAGAGCGCUAUUGGCCUAACAUUAAAAGUUUUAACGGCGAAAUCAAAAGUGCUUGCUAUAUAAUUACGGAUGAACUAGAAGAGAAACUCAUGAUACCUGGUCUCAAUCCAUAA
Loa loa (African eye worm) is the source of this 366-nucleotide messenger RNA. RefSeq lists its product as hypothetical. The record is from RefSeq and is a predicted model, not a curated record. The coding region runs from base 1 to 366 and encodes 121 amino acids. The transcript is spliced from 4 exons. Lineage: Eukaryota; Metazoa; Nematoda; Chromadorea; Rhabditida; Onchocercidae.